This is a messenger RNA of Frankliniella occidentalis (western flower thrips), 1914 nucleotides long. RefSeq lists its product as uncharacterized. The record is from RefSeq and is a predicted model, not a curated record. NCBI's taxonomy places the organism in Eukaryota, Metazoa, Arthropoda, Insecta, Thysanoptera, Thripidae. The coding region runs from base 445 to 1914 and encodes 489 amino acids. The transcript has 14 exons.
CAGCAACUUCAAGGAGACCCCUCUUAAAGAGGACAGUUGGCUUUCCCUUAUAGUGCACUCUUGGAAGUAUAGAGUCAAGUCUCCAAUUUCAGAAAUUUUUGGAGUUCAGGUGGUCAGACUCACUUCAUGCAGUGGGGGCUGCUCUUAUGAAAAUGUGUCGUGUAGGGACAUUGACUUCAUUACCACAAUUUUUAUACCUGAGUGCGAGAGCAUUGCCUUGAGUGAUUGUCUUAGGAGUCACUGCAAGGAAAAUUUUUUGACGGAUUCUAAGUGUGACUUUUGUAAAAAAGUGGGCACACUUCGUACCACACUUUUGUUUGGCAGAGUGCCAAAAGUUUUUGUAAUUCAACUUGGAAGCAAUCUGAUUUAGAACCAGCUCCCUCCCCUAAAAAAGCAAAGGUCUCAUCUCAGUGGUUGCCUGACAUCCAUGAGGACUUAGGCUGCAUGCCUCUGAAUACAUCCUUUUCAAGUAGUGACUCCAGAGAAAAAAGUCCCAAGAAGAGGCCGGGGAGAAGCAAGUUCACUGUAUCUCCACUUAUUGUUAAACGUACUAAAAGAAAUAAGACAACAUCAAAUCAGUCCUCCCAUGAUUAUAAUGUGAGGACUCAAAUAAGCAACAUCAAUGGCAACCCAAAUAAUGAGGCUAGGUCUGGGCAGCAGACCUUGCCCUCCGUUCCUCCAGUUGUCAUUCAACGUAAGAGAAGAGAAAAGACUACUUCAAAUCAGUCCUCCCAUGAUUAUAAUGUGAGGACUCAAAUCAGCAGCAUUAAUUGCAACACAAAUAAUGCGGCUAGGACUGUGCAGCAGAGCGUUCCUCCAGUUGUCAUUCAACGUGCCAGAAGAGAAAAGACCGCAUCAAAUCAGUCCUCCCACGAUUACAAUGUGAGGUCUCAAAUCAACAACAUUGACAACAAGAAAGAGUCUUCAUUUGUGUUAUUGAGUCCAGCUCACUUGGGAAAAGUGAGUGAAUUUGCAGAUGUACUUGACCCCCCUGAAGAAAAGACUUUCUAUUUUGUUGAAGAGGGAGACCCAGCUGGGUCUAAUCUCUUUGGGGACGACAUUCCAGAGGAAGGACAGUCUGACAGGGAACCUUCCUUCCCCCCAGCUUCCACACAAGAUACUGAUGGUGACAAGUCAAUGUCCAUGUUUGGAGAAAAUAAUCUGGAGAAUGUUGGAGGAGCAGAGUGUUCUGCCAGGGAGCCAACAUCCUCACUGGCUGAUCAGCCCGUCCGAACAGCAUUUUUUCCAGUCGUACUGACAGAGGAUGAUGGGGUACCUGGGGCACGUUUGCCUCGACAGCCAUUGGCGGCAAAUACAAAUAAAAUGCUGAAGCGUUGGUUGGAAUGCCGUGGUAAACCUACAGGAGGUCGGAGAGAGGAGUUACUUGAAAGGGUUGCUUUGCUGAAAGCUCUACCAAAUAGCCACAUCCUAGACGUCAAGGUUGACAAGGGGUAUUGGUAUGAACGCAAGUGUGAGACCCUAAGAGCUCAACAAGUACACCAGAUUGUAAAUAGCCAGGCACUUCCUUCCACACAAGUUCAUCAGUAUCCAACUGAAGGCUGGAAGCCUUUUCCCAGUGUUGACAUGCCUGUCAUGUUUAACUAUGGGCAUAUAUAUUUUUACCUAGUGGAGAGCAUUCCCUCUCUUCCACAGAGUGACGAAUCGGAUGAGGAUUGCGAAGAUAUCCCAGAAAGUAGCAGAAUUCAAGAUCCAUUUGAUGAUGAACACAAGAGUUUGCAGGAUGUGAAAACUUUGAGGAAAGGGCUGCGAUUCUUCAAGAGCAAGUAUGUAAGGAAUGUUCAUGAUGUUUGUGAAGCAGGAAGGACCUACUUUGUAAAAGCAGAAGUGAGAGCAUCAAUGGAAGCUGUCUGCCCCCUUAAGACCUUCUUAAAGAUCGCCUUUGAAGUGCCUUAA